Molecule: messenger RNA, 683 nt
Organism: Pocillopora meandrina
Lineage: Eukaryota; Metazoa; Cnidaria; Anthozoa; Scleractinia; Pocilloporidae
Source: the annotation of a GenBank genome assembly
AUGUCAACCAAAAUGUUUGACAGAUGUGGUCCCAAAUUGAUAGACCCAGUUGAGGUCCAUGGUAGGGAUCCACAUCCAUCAGCUCUUCUACCUUAUCAUCCUCCAUAGGCUUGUGUAAUUGCACAGAAAUUUUGUCCAACGCUGCACAAGCACCCACAAUCAUGCAAACCUUUUCAGGUGCCAUUAUACCUUUUGCAUGCAUCACACAAAUUCGCCUUUUCUAUUGGUCAAAUGUGAGCUCAAUCACCACUCAAACCAAUCAAUCAACACUCCGCCUUUUUUUUUUAACAAUUAGAAUACUUUAACAGUAUAUUUAAGGAGUGUCUCAAGAGACAUGCCCCUCUUUAAAGAGUGCAAAAUACAGUCACUACAACAGCCGCAGAAUAAAUUCAGGAAGGAAGCCCUCCAGACUGACAAACAAGUUGAAGGCAGGUAUUCGUCGGGCUCACGAGACCUUCACAAGGCAGGCGUUAUCCUCUUAUAACCCAAAGGAGGAGUGGCGUAUCAUCCACCACAUACUGAAACCUAACCAGCAACCCUUACAGCAGGAUCCUGAUACGUUAAACUCAUUCUUUGCUUGUACUGCCGAGAGAACUUUACCUGUUAGUAGUGACUUACCUUCCUGUCUUGAAGAACUGAUAGAAUCUCUACGUGAUGAUAGCCCUGCUAAUUUCAAACUCUGA